Molecule: messenger RNA, 1077 nt
Organism: Ylistrum balloti
Lineage: Eukaryota; Metazoa; Mollusca; Bivalvia; Pectinida; Pectinidae
Exons: 8
Coding region: 1-1077 (358 amino acids)
Source: RefSeq, a predicted model, not a curated record
AUGUGCACUCUGUGGUCGAUGUUGACUAUGCUUAUAGUUGCUGUCAUCGCAUUACUUCUGCAACGUUACGAAGUCGUUCUCUCAUUUAAGAAGGUGUUUAGCAAAAGAUAUUGUCAAUGGAUUGACCAGAAUGGAGAAGUGAGCGAGAAACCUUCAUAUGAUCUGGCAGUAGGAAUCCUCUCAUCAAGAGAUCACUUUGAUGCGCGUGAAGCCAUCCGAGAAACAUGGCUAAAGGAACUGAAUGCCAAUAAAAGGGGACAUGGAUGGUUUGUGGUUGGCGAUACUGAUUGUAACCUUCAUCCAGACAACAGAGAAGACCAGUACUGCUGUAAGGAGUGGACAGUCUCUGUCCCAGUGGAAAGUGAAAAUGUCCAGGUCGUUACCACAGAAAAAGAGCCUGUUGGUAGACGUGAGUCAGGGAAAGACAAAAAACCAGUCCAGGUGUUACACUUCAAGGUGAUGCACCCAGUGAUGAUCAAUCAGAUUGGCUUACUAGACACAGUCUUAGUAAACACCUCUGCCAUCCAAGUGUCACUGUUUGAGCAUUCUACAGAGGAAGUGCUAUCUACAGCCACAUUCAGUGUAACAGAUCCAGGCAUACUGAGAGGACAGUUCCGAUACCAGCCAGUUGGUGCUGUGAAGCUACCAAAAAGCAGAGUCAGUGAUGAGGUGAUGUCUCUGUCUAGAUUCAGUGACGAGGUGAUGUCUCUGUCUGGAUUCAGUGACGAGGUGAUGUCUUUGUCUGGAUUCAGUGACGAGGUGAUGUCUUUGUCUGGAUUCAGUGACGAGGUGAUGUCUUUGUCUGGAUUCAGUGAUGAGGUGAUGUCUUUGUCUAGAUUCAGUGAUGAGGUGAUGUCUUUGUCUAGAUUCAGUGAUGAGGUGAUGUCUCUGUCUAGAGUCAGUGAUGAGGUGAUGUCUUUGUCUAGAUUCAGUGAUGAGGUGAUGUCUUUGUCUAGAUUCAGUGACGAGGUGAUGUCUUUGUCUGGAUUCAGUGACGAGGUGAUGUCUUUGUCUAGAUUCAGUGAUGAGGUGAUGUCUUUGUCUAGAUUCAGUGAUGAGGUGAUGUCUUUGUCUUGA